ACUACUACUCUCAUUGCACCCUCAGUGUUCAAACGUUGCCUACUAGGACGUAAUCGCAGAACGUGCUGCUUAAACCUUAUCAGUGAGAUAUAUAUUAGAGAUUUGUUUGUUUUUUUCGAGUAUUUGUAUUUAUUUUUGAGUCUAGUUUAACCAAGGAACCAGCUAUUUUGCGAUGGCAAAGGGAGAAGGAGGGGAACAAUACUCCAACGCCAGUCUGUUGAAUAAAGCGAUCAACUCGGAUGAAUUAAAACUCAACAGGAAGCAUGAGCAUCGAAACAGGUUGUCAAUCUGCAACAAAAUCUGCUAUGCCAUUGGCGGUGCGCCCUACCAGAUCACCGGAUGUGCCUUGGGCUUCUUCCUGCAGAUCUAUCUACUUGAUGUAGCUCAGUUGGAUCCCUUCUAUGCCUCCAUAAUCUUGUUUGUCGGCCGAGCCUGGGACGCAAUAACGGACCCCACAGUGGGCUUCCUGGUCUCCCGAAGCCCAUGGACAUGUGCUGGACGAAUGCUACCCUGGAUCCUGUUCUCAACCCCUCUGGCAGUGAUUUCUUAUUUCCUUAUAUGGUACGUUCCUCCCUUUGAAAAUGGCAAAGUCAUCUGGUACCUAUUCUUCUACUGCCUCUUCCAAAGCCUUCAAACUUGCUUCCAUGUGCCAUACUCUGCCCUCACCAUGUUCAUCAGCACAGAGCAGAAGGAGCGAGACUCUGCCACUGCAUACAGGAUGACGGUGGAGGUUUUGGGCACCUUGAUUGGCACAGCUAUCCAGGGCCAGAUUGUCGGCAUGGCCAACGCUCCGUGCCUCCCAGGACCCGGUGACAUCGUGGCGGACCUGAGCAAUGUCUCAGUGUCUGCUGGUUUCAAUGAGUCAGAGCAUGGUAUUUCCCUGGAGCACACGAAAACGGCCUACAUGAUUGCUUCUGGUGUCAUCUGCUUGAUCUACGUCAUCUGUGCCAUUGUUUUAUUCUUUGGUGUGAGAGAACAAAAAGAAUCUUGUCGAAUCAGGGCAGAGCCCAUGUCCUUCUUUCAAGGGAUUAGGCUGGUGAUGGGACACGGGCCCUAUGCCAAACUGGUCAUGGUCUUCCUCUUCACCUCACUAGGUUUCAUGCUCCUGGAGGGAAACUUUGCUCUGUUCUGCAGCUCCACGCUGGGUUUCAGAAACGACUUCCAGAAUAUUCUGCUAGUUAUCAUGGUCUCGGCUACUCUGGCCAUCCCCUUCUGGCAGUGGUUCCUGACUCGAUAUGGUAAAAAGACGGCGGUUUACGUUGGCAGCUUGUCUGUAGUUCCUUUCUUGAUCAUGGUGGUCUGUGUAAAGAGUAACCUGAUUGUCAGCUACACCGUCUCCUUCUUUGCUGGAGUUGGAGUAGCUUCAGCCUUCUUGCUCCCCUGGUCCAUGCUGCCUGACGUUGUCGAUGACUUCCAAGUGCAAAACCCAGAAUCCACCGGCCACGAAGCUCUCUUCUAUUCUUUCUACGUCUUCUUCACUAAGUUCGCGUCUGGGGUGUCUUUGGGCGUCUCCACUCUCAGCUUAGACUUUGCAGGAUACAUCUCUAGAGGUUGCUCUCAACCACCAGCAGUGGACUUAACCUUGAAAUUGCUGGUUUCGGCAGCCCCUGUAGCCUUCAUCUUAAUCGGCCUGGGAAUCUUGUACUCCUAUCCCAUCGAUGAGGAGAGGCGGCAAGGCAACCGCAAACUGCUACAAGAACAGAGGGACAAUGAAGCCGAUUCAGAAACGGACUCAGCAGAGCUGGUCAACAUGAUCUAGCACAUUGUUGAGAGUCCCACGGACCAAUCGGGUGAUCAACUGGCAUUUUGCACUGGGCGAGACCAACGGACCGAGGGCUGUCGGAUCGCACCGACACUGCCUUGUCCAGCCAGUUUGCUGCUGUUCCACGUACAACACUUGAUCGACUCAAAAGCGUUAACUGUGCGAGCCACGUUGAGGCCUUUCUGAAGACAAAACGUCCGACCUUCAGUAUUUGUGACGUUCUCCUAGCAUGACACCCUUCUCUUUACAUCGAGGUCUCAAUAAGCCUUACUUUUUGUAUAACAUACUACUUUGGAGUACUGUAGGAAACUUUUUUUCUGUUUUGUUUUUUUUUUUAAAGGUUGGUCUUGUUUUGAGUUGAAAUUGCACAAACAGAGAAAUUGUUUUGAACAUGUUGUGACGACGUUAUUGGUGCUAAUAACUGGAACAGAGUGGUUUCCACCGUUGUACACAGAACACUGAGCAUUAAUGACCCAGAGUACUAUGCUGAAAACAUCUUUUGAGUUCUGACAUGUAAACAUUGAAGGAAACUGAAACAGCGCCUUAAUUUCUGCCUCGUUUCGGAGUUAAAAAUCCAAAACAGACAAAACUGCCAUAAGUGUGUGCCACUUGGUGUGUAUUUUAAACUUGUUUAAGUGUGUUGUAAUUUCAGUAUCUCCUCGUAGUUUACAGAAACCAGUCAAGCUAGUCUUUUCUUUUUUUUAAGUCUUCCCACUGCCUCUGGUUUGUUUUCUUUUAGAGGAUGCUGUAACGUCAUCAUAACAGCUGUACUCUGAGGGGGCAUCAGAACGCCCACCUAGCAGAGUUGAAACCACUACAAAAGUCAGUUUGCACAAAUAUCUGAAAAGCUUAUCCAGCCAAUCUCUUUACUCUAUUAUCGUAUUUAUAGGACAGCUACUGAAGACGGCAUUUUCCUCUAAAUGCUUUAAUUUACGUUAAUAUUCAGCAAAGUGGUCGCUAAAGCCGGUACAAAUUUAGAAAUAUAUAAUUAUUUAAUUAUUUAUUAGUUUUGGUUUUACAGGUUUUUUUUUUUUCUUUCCAGUUCAUGUUUGCUGAAACGUCAUGCUUUUUGCAGUAUUUAAAUCUAUACGAGGCUUGUAUAGUUGUUCUAACUCACCUAGAGUUUUAAAGUUGAAGACAAGGAGGUCGGAGGCAAAUUUUAAAACAUUCAGUCACCUUUUAAUGCAUGUUGCCAUGGCUACAAUCUUAACUCUAUAUGCAUUUAAAAAGGGAAGCACAUAAUUGUAUGAAAAAUGAGAUGGAAAAGUGAGCUUGUAUUUGGGAGUUGUCUUUUUAUGUUUAACCUUUUGCUUGUGAACAUUUAUUGAAAAAACAAUCCCUGUCCUAAAAAUGAGGAUUGACACCUUUCAUAUCAAUUGAUAUGGAAACUGUAUAUGCAGUGCCAUAUGUUAUACAUACUGUUACAUCUUCAACAUGACAACUGAGUUGCCGAUGUGAAAUUAUUUCAUUUACUUCCCUUUCUUUAUGUCCUGAAGAGGAUACUGUAUUUUACGUGCCAACAUGUCGUUUUCCCUCACUAACCCUGUAAUUGUUGUACAGCAUGUAAAUCUCAUCUUGUUUUAUUUAGUCAGUGCAUUGUGUUUUAUGGAGUUGUCAGUGCACGUCCCUCAUGACUGAGGCUGUAGCCAAAUAUGUGAGCAUUAAUUCCACAGGGACAGACUGAAGCCUUGUGUACAUGCCUCUUGUGCAUAUGUAAAUAUGUGUAAAACUGUAAAUACCUUUUGAUAUUUGUGGCUGCCCGUGAACCUAUGAACACUGUAAUGUAGUUAUUUAAGAAAAAAAGAUGUGAUGGAAAAAUGUGCAUUGAAAAUAAAUGCAUAUUAAGCGUA
Messenger RNA from Melanotaenia boesemani (Boeseman's rainbowfish), 3612 nucleotides. RefSeq names its product major facilitator superfamily domain containing 2ab (gene mfsd2ab). Gene Ontology annotation, cellular component: membrane. The record is from RefSeq and is a predicted model, not a curated record. NCBI's taxonomy places the organism in Eukaryota, Metazoa, Chordata, Actinopteri, Atheriniformes, Melanotaeniidae. Gene Ontology annotation, biological process: carbohydrate transport. The coding region runs from base 173 to 1759 and encodes 528 amino acids. Gene Ontology annotation, molecular function: lysophospholipid:sodium symporter activity. The transcript is spliced from 14 exons.